UCUGGUAAUCUCCCCUCCUUCAUAUUUAUCAUCUUUUCUCUCUCUAUAAACGGGAUGUAUACAUUUCCAACCUAUACCUCAAAACAUCAGGUGUUGUUAAUAUCAUAGGAAGUUCUAAUUAUUUGUGUUUCUACUAGUGAAAAAAAGUAAGAAAUGGCGCCUACCUACAAACUUACUUAUUUUGACAUUACGGCCCUUGGAGAACCUAUCAGGUUCCUUUUGAGUUAUGGGGGGAUGGAAUUUGAGGACAACCGCAUUCAAAAAGAAAGUUGGCCUACCUUAAGACCGAGUACACCAUUUGGACAGAUGCCAAUUUUGGAACAUAACGGUAAAGUAGCUUAUCAGAGCGCAGCUAUCUGUAGAUACUUGGCAAAACAAGUAAAGUUAGUUGGAAAAAAUGAAUGGGAAGAUCUAGAAAUCGAUGCAACUGUUGAUACCAUUACUGACUUGCGUUUAAAAAUUGGGCCCUAUUAUUAUGAACAGGACGAAAAAAUUAAAGAAGUCAAGGCAGGACCAAUAUUUAAUGAGAUUAUUCCGUUUUAUAUGGAAAAAUUAGAUGCUCAAGUUAAGAACAACAAUGGUUACUUUGUCAAUGGUCGAUUGACUUGGGCUGACUUGUUCUUUGUUGCAAUGGUGGAUUAUCUGUGUUUCAUGGCAAAUAAAGAUAUAAUUGCGAAUUCUCCGAAUUUACAAAUUCUAAAAGAAAACGUUUUAAAGGUACCCAGCAUUAAGGCUUGGAUAGAAAAACGACCCAAAUGUGAAUAUUGAAAAAUUUCCUAUUUAUCCAAAUUAAGUGUAUCUACAUUUUUUACAUAUUAUUUUUCAUGUGAUAUGAACGAAUAAAAAUAUAUGAAACAGUGAAA
Anoplophora glabripennis (Asian longhorned beetle) is the source of this 863-nucleotide messenger RNA. RefSeq names its product glutathione S-transferase. NCBI's taxonomy places the organism in Eukaryota, Metazoa, Arthropoda, Insecta, Coleoptera, Cerambycidae. Gene Ontology annotation, biological process: glutathione metabolic process. Gene Ontology annotation, molecular function: glutathione transferase activity. The transcript is spliced from 5 exons. The record is from RefSeq and is a predicted model, not a curated record. The coding region runs from base 154 to 768 and encodes 204 amino acids.